ACCUGGCAGCAUGAAGGCGGCGGCCGCCCUGCUCCUGGUGGGGAUGCUCAUCCUCUGGGCAGAGCUGCCAACAGGCAGCGCCUGGUCCUGCCCGCCGGUCCGCUUCAUCUGCGCCCUGCACAACCCCCCCAACCAGUGCUUCGUGGACCGGCAAUGCCCCCGCGGCAAGAAGUGCUGCCGCACCUUCUGCGGGAGGAAAUGCAUCUCCAAGCCGCCUGCCAUCCCCGUCACCUACGUGUGAGCUCCGGCUUCCAGGACAGACUGAGGGUCACCUCAGCAUUGCCACCCCAGCUCAGCUCCAGGAUCACCCUGUGACAGCUGCUGCACUGUGCUCUGUGCCACCCCUUUCCCUCUCCCUGUGCUCCCCAUGGCUCUUUCCACAAAUAAAAGCAGCUUUUCU
This is a messenger RNA of Melospiza georgiana, 400 nucleotides long. RefSeq names its product caltrin-like protein 2. The coding region runs from base 11 to 241 and encodes 76 amino acids. The transcript is spliced from 3 exons. Lineage: Eukaryota; Metazoa; Chordata; Aves; Passeriformes; Passerellidae. Gene Ontology annotation, molecular function: peptidase inhibitor activity. The record is from RefSeq and is a predicted model, not a curated record. Gene Ontology annotation, cellular component: extracellular region.